Strongylocentrotus purpuratus (purple sea urchin) is the source of this 1143-nucleotide messenger RNA. Its product is annotated as carbonyl reductase [NADPH] 3-like. Lineage: Eukaryota; Metazoa; Echinodermata; Echinoidea; Camarodonta; Strongylocentrotidae. Gene Ontology annotation, molecular function: carbonyl reductase (NADPH) activity. The coding region runs from base 1 to 1143 and encodes 380 amino acids. The transcript is spliced from 7 exons. The record is from RefSeq and is a predicted model, not a curated record.
AUGAAUAAAGGGGAAAAGAUUGAUAUUCCCAGAAGUCAGAGAAGUGGAAGAGAAUCGUCUAGUCAACAGAGUGAAGGAUUCAAUGGUCCAAGACCAACAAGUGAUGUCACAGGGGCAAAUAAGGGCAUCGGCUUUGGUAUUGUCCGAGCUCUUUGCAAAGAACUUGGAGAAAGGGGCGUGGUCUAUCUAGCCAGCCGGGAUGAGGGGCGUGGUGAGAAGGCGGUCCAGGAGCUCAAAGGGGAGGGGCUUAACCCAAGAUGUAUUCAACUGGACAUUUGUAAUAACGACCAUAUUUUAAAAGUUGCCGACUACUUCCGGGAUACCUAUGGAGGUCUAGAUAUUUUGGUCAACAAUGCUGGUAUUUCCUUUACGGCUGCUGCGACAGAACCAGAUAGUAUUCAGGCACCCGUUACCGUAGAAACCAAUGUGUUCGCCACGCUUCGGCUGUGUCGAGCUCUCAUCCCGCUCAUUCGAUCUCAUGGCAGAGUUGUUACUAUGGCCGGUCAACUUGGCUCAUUGGCUUACCAGAAACUUGGUCCGGAUUUACAGAAACGAUUCAAAACUGUGUCUACAGAACAGGGCAUCGUUGAUCUUAUGACUGAGUUUAUCAGUGCAGCUAAAGAAGUGAAGAAAAAGGAGCUUGGGUGGGGCUCAUCUAACUAUGGAGUGAGCAAGCUGGGUGUGAUAGCCCUUACCAGAAUCCAGGGACAAGACAUCAUCAAGGACUCGGGCAGGGAAGAUAUCCUCAUCAACUGCUGUUGCCCUGGCAACGUGGCUACAGACAUGUCAAGUCACAAGGGACCGCUGACCAUUGACCAAGGUGCGGUCACACCAGUCUAUCUCGCUCUUUUACCCGGGGGAUGUUCACACCAGGGACUUUUCUUCUACCAGAAAGCUGUAAAGGACUUCUGGGGCCCUGUUUCACAAAAUCAACUGCUAAAUUCUGAUGACAAAUUUGCUCUCAGCCAAUCAGACGCCAUGAUUCCAGUAGCUUAUAACAAUUUGGACUCAAAGACACAGCCUUGGAAUGGUUUCGAUCCUACCUCACUAACAGAACUCAGUCUGUUUUUGUUAGCGACUGUGAGUCACAUGUCAGCUCUUCGAACUUCGGAGUACCCCAAGGAUCUGUUAUCGGUCCGUUAG